AACUAGGUUUAGAAUGCUAGUUUAAGCUGAUAUGUGAUUGAUCUAACGGUAAAACAGCACGAGGGCUCGAGAACUUUGACAGGUUACAAUUUUACUUGGCAACAGAAUGUAUCUGAAUUCUGAUUGGUUGUUGUAUCUGAAUUCUGAUUGGUUGUUGUUAUAUUAUUGCCCUUUUGUUCUGUUCUUGAGCCCAGAGUGGGGGGAGGGGGGAGUGGCAGGGUUCUACAGAGAAAAGUUUUCACUGCAACCAAACAUGCUGUUUUCGUGACCACGCCCCCAGCGCGGAUAUUCAUGUUCACAUUGUUCAGUUUGUUUUUCUCUUUUAUUUUAGAUUUCUGUUAUCUGACUCUGGAUCCCAACACGGCACAUCGUCACCUCAUUCUGUCUGAGAAGAACAGAGCGGUGAGAGUCAGUGGGAGAGAGCAGCGUUACUCUGAUCAUCCAGAGAGAUUUGAUUCCUGGCCUCAGGUGUUGUGUAAGGAGAGUGUGUGUGGACGCUGUUACUGGGAGGUGGAGCGGAGCGGUGAUGGUGUUGUCUCCAUAUCAGUCUCAUAUAAAGACAUCAGCAGGAAAGGACGGGGUAAAGAGUGUGUGUUUGGAUGCAACAAUCAGUCCUGGAGAUUGCGGUGUUCUUCUUCUCUCUCUUUCCGGCACAACAGCAUUAAGACUGAUCUCAGAGUUCCAUCAGCCUCCAGAAUAGGAGUGUAUGUGGAUCACAGUGCAGGAACUCUGUCCUUCUACAGCGUCUCUGACACGAUGAAGCUCCUCCACAGAGUCCACACCACAUCCACUCAGACUCUAUACGCUGGGUUUGGGGUCCCCUGGACUUCUGUUUCUCCAGUGAGAUUGUGUGAUCCAGAAUAAAAGUGUGUAGUGUUUUCUGUAAAAUUCCUGCACGUUGCCACGUUGUUGCUCAGUCGUCUGUUUCACUAGAACACAAUCCAGCUGCACAAAAACACUCAUUUUAAUAUUUAAAUUAAAACAGAUGAAUAAUUUAAAAUAAUUAAAAAGGAAAUGUUAAAAAUUAACUGUCAGACAAGAAACUCGUCAAAUUUAAAAAGAAAAUGAUCUCAUGACCUUCGCAUUAUAAAGUUGUGUUUGUUUCAUAUUAAGCAGCGUCUCAUUAAAUAACUAAUAAACAGUAAUAAAGCCAGAACAGAACAACAUUUUAAACCUGUUCAGGUCACACUAUAUAAAAAUAAAACAUCACUUUUAGAAUGAAUUAGAUUUUUCUGCUUGUGUUCUAAGAUGUAAAAUCCACAUUCACUUUUUCAAAUCUGAAGUUGUUUCUAAACCCUGAGAUUUGAUUGUAAAACAUUGAACAAUAUUUAAACUCCAUUAGAACAUCCAGUACAUGAUCGGUUCAGGCUGCCGAUGUCGUGUUCAUCCCAUAUUCAGCCUGGAUGAUGAUUGGCCCGCAGAUAGAACCUUAUAAAUCCAGGUUUAUCUGUGAGUUUGGGAUUUUUAUUCAAAUAUUACAAUCAAAGCUUUGCAGAAUAAAAGAUAAGAGCACAGGAGAAUAAAGUUUCCCCCAGUGAUGGAGUUUCUGUGCUGAACUCAUUUUCAGACAGAAGCAAAUUCAACCUUUUCCUGAGAGUUUCAGCAGCUGGAUAAAUAUUGUUCAGUAUUUUAAACUGAAUUUCUUUCACUGUGGGUGAAAUUGGCCGUCUAAGAUAACUACAGUGUGUAUUUGUUAGCGUUCCUCCAUCGUCAGUUAUUCUUACUUUGCUAAUUUUUUUUUUUAAAUCAGGGAAUAGCUUCCAUUUUAAAACAUUUCUAAUUCCUUUGUUAUUAGAUUUUAUUUCACCAAUUUCCACUUCACCAAUUUUCAGUUCAGACAGU
Messenger RNA from Neoarius graeffei (lesser salmon catfish), 1842 nucleotides. RefSeq names its product stonustoxin subunit beta-like. The record is from RefSeq and is a predicted model, not a curated record. The transcript has a single exon. The coding region runs from base 292 to 864 and encodes 190 amino acids. Gene Ontology annotation, molecular function: protein binding. Lineage: Eukaryota; Metazoa; Chordata; Actinopteri; Siluriformes; Ariidae.